CUGACAUUGGUCAAAAAAAGACCUCCGCGCCGACAGGACUGCACGUUUAAGCGAAGCAACGAAUUGAGAACCAUGCGACGACGGAUCGCAUUGCUCUCCAGUUUCCUCGCUUGUAGCCAUGCAUUAGUUGCACCGCCUAAGGCCCUGCAGCCCAUGCAGCCUCGCCGCGCCGCGGACGCCGGCGCGGCAACGACCAGCGACGCGCCACCGGCCACCGCCGCGGCGCCGACCGCCGCCGAGGCCGCGAACGGCCACCAGCGCAAGACCGCGGCCGUCUUCGGUUUCUUCGGCGCGAGCGACCGCGAGCUCGCACUCAUCGAGAAGCGCUACGCGAAGAACGGGUAUGAGUGUGUCGUCGUCCCGUCGCCCGUAAAAGAGGUCGCGCGGCCGAGCGGCUGGUACAAGAAUUUCCGGCGGAACGCGCGGCUGGGCAAGGAACAUGAACUAGCGAGGCAUUUUGAUGUGGUGCACUGCAUGAGCGGCGGCUUCCUGAACUACUACCUGACGCGCGGCGCGGGCGUGCCGCUGGCGUGUGAUACGCUGCUGCUGGACUCGACGCCGAUCUUACCGAAGCCGCGGGCCUUCACGACCUUCGCGCGGCAGUUCAUGCGCGACGCCCUGCCCUUCGGCAAGGUCGUGGACCUCUUCCCGCAGCCGCUCCAUCUGUUCCUCAUAAGGACGCGGUGGUCCGUGACGGCCUUCCGGCUACGGGUCCAGCACUGGUUCCUGCGGCGGCUGGGGCGGCACCCAUGCGCGUGGCGGGACCUCACGACGCGCUGGCUGCGCGUGUCCUCCUCGGCGGCGCGCCGGGGCAACUACGAGCCCAUCGUGGCCCACGCGGCCCGCGUCGCGUUCGGUCGCGCGCCGGCGGCGCCGCCGCCGAAGCGCGCGGUCUUCCUGCACAACCCGGCGGACCCGUACCUGUCGCGCGACGACGUCCUCGCGACGGUCGGCGCCGCGGAGCGGCUCGGCCUCGCGUCGGCCGUCCACGAGGUGGCCACGAACCACGUCCAGACCAUCUUCCAGAAGCCCCGUAUCAUCUUCGAGGGCGCGCUCGCGUGACGGGCGCCUGCCGCGGGCCGUGUGAAUAGUCAGCAUAUUGAAUAUAUAACAGAUAUAGCCAA
Molecule: messenger RNA, 1124 nt
Organism: Pelagomonas calceolata
Lineage: Eukaryota; Pelagophyceae; Pelagomonadales; Pelagomonadaceae
Source: the annotation of a GenBank genome assembly